UUCCCAACCUCCUGAGAGCGCUCGGGGACCAGUUCUACAAGGAGGCGAUCGAGCACUGCCGCAGCUACAACUCGCGGCUGUGCGCCGAGCGCAGCGUCCGCCUGCCCUUCCUGGACUCGCAGACCGGCGUGGCUCAGAACAACUGCUACAUCUGGAUGGAGAAGAGGCACAGGGGACCAGGCCUGGCCCCGGGUCAGCUGUACACGUACCCAGCACGUUGCUGGCGCAAGAAGAGGCGUUUGCAUCCCCCUGAGGAUUCCAGGCUGAAGCUGCUGGAAAUUAAACCUGAAGUUGAUCUGCCACUGAAGAAAGAUGGCUUCACCUCAGAAAGCACAACUCUGGAAGCCUUGCUGCGUGGAGAGGGAAUAGAGAAAAAAACAGACACUAAAGAGGAAGACACUAUACAAGAAAUCCAGAGGGUUUUAGAAAAUGAUGAAAAUGCAGAUGAAGUGAAUGAAGAAGAGGAUUUAGAAGAAGAUAUUCCAAAACGAAAGAACAGGCCUAGAGGACGGGCUCGGGGAUCUGGAGGUGGCAGGAGACGGAAUGAUGCUGCCUCCCAGGAUGAUCAUGACAAACCCUAUGUUUGUGACAUCUGUGGCAAGCGUUACAAGAACAGGCCUGGGCUGAGCUACCACUACGCUCACACCCACCUCGCCAGCGAAGAGGGCGACGAAGCCCGAGAGCAGGAGACCCGCUCUUCCCCUGUCCACAGGAACGAAAACCACAAACCCCAGAAAGGACCAGAUGGGGUCAUCAUUCCCAAUAACUACUGUGACUUCUGCCUCGGAGGCUCCAAUAUGAACAAAAAAAGUGGCCGGCCUGAGGAACUUGUAUCGUGCUCAGACUGUGGGCGCUCUGGACACCCGACCUGCCUGCAGUUCACCACAAACAUGACUGAGGCUGUUAAAACCUAUCAGUGGCAGUGCAUUGAGUGCAAAUCCUGCAGCCUCUGUGGGACCUCUGAGAACGAUGACCAGCUGCUCUUCUGUGAUGACUGUGACCGUGGCUAUCACAUGUAUUGCUUGAAUCCACCAGUCUUUGAGCCCCCAGAAGGGAGCUGGAGUUGUCAUUUGUGCCGAGAGCUGCUCAGAGAGAGAGCAUCAGCUUUUGGCUACCAGGCCUGAGGAGCUCCAGCAGUCAAGAAACACUUUGCUCCUGGUGUUGCCAUACCAGCACACAAUUCCCAUCCAGAACACAAAGACACAACCCACAUCAACACGAACGGACACUCAAAGAGAGGAAGAGGUAUCUGUGGUGUCACUGUCACUAACGCCAUACCUCCUGGGCUCUACUAGAAGGAUCAUGUACUUUCCAGAUGCUCCGGAUGAAAUCUCUUCACUGCUAUGCAUGGUUGCUGCUUGCUGUUAUGGGCCCACACUCAUUCUAGAGGGGGAGGGUUGUUGUAUCGACAUGGAGAAGUCAAUUUUGUGUGGCCUUGUGUUUUCUGUUUAGUCUUCUUUUUAAAGAAGUAGUAAGAUAUCUCCCAUGGAAUUAUUGGUGAGUACUUUGGCUGGGAGCAGCACCAGUUGUUUCUCUUCACAGGCUUGACUGGAAAUCUCUUUACUGUGACCACUCUGUAUUCAUAGGGGAGCUUUUUGAGAGUUGCAUUAGUUCAAUAUAUCCCAGGUCAUGAACAAUGUGUUGUCACUGAGAGAAGCACCGAUCAAAAAUUUGGGGGGGUGACCCUUCCUCCCUUGGAUCAAAUUCUUUGAUCUGGAAGAUCUUUAGAAAUCUGGUUUGGCUAUUUCUGGACAACGAGCAGUACCAGUAUGUACACACAGAGAGAUGCUUAGAAAAGCUCACUGCCUUUGCUGUUUCAGAAUAUUUUGGCACAUUGUCCCACUACAGUGCAAGUGUGCAGUCCAGAUUCAUCAUUUUAGUU
Molecule: messenger RNA, 1882 nt
Organism: Merops nubicus (carmine bee-eater)
Lineage: Eukaryota; Metazoa; Chordata; Aves; Coraciiformes; Meropidae
Gene: DPF3
Product: D4, zinc and double PHD fingers, family 3
Exons: 13
Coding region: 156-1124 (322 amino acids)
Biological process (GO): nervous system development
Cellular component (GO): nBAF complex; nucleus
Source: RefSeq, a predicted model, not a curated record